Messenger RNA from Scomber japonicus (chub mackerel), 1613 nucleotides. RefSeq names its product eukaryotic translation initiation factor 2, subunit 1 alpha b (gene eif2s1b). Bases 146 to 1093 code for a protein of 315 amino acids. Gene Ontology annotation, molecular function: ribosome binding; RNA binding; translation initiation factor activity. NCBI's taxonomy places the organism in Eukaryota, Metazoa, Chordata, Actinopteri, Scombriformes, Scombridae. Gene Ontology annotation, cellular component: multi-eIF complex; eukaryotic 48S preinitiation complex; eukaryotic translation initiation factor 2 complex. The transcript is spliced from 8 exons. The record is from RefSeq and is a predicted model, not a curated record.
UUUUUCCGGGUCGAAAAAUUAGCAGCCAGCGGGGCCUGAGGUCUUCACUUCAUUAAAAAAGACCCCCCAAAGAAAACAACCGGAAUUUAAGCACUUCCAGCGCAUAAAAUCCGCGUGUACUGUUCUGUAACCAUAUGACACAGCGAUGCCGGGUCUCAGCUGUCGAUUCUACCAGCACCGGUUUCCGGAGGUGGAGGAUGUUGUGAUGGUGAACGUGAGGUCCAUCGCCGAGAUGGGCGCCUACGUCAGCCUCCUGGAGUACAACAACAUCGAGGGCAUGAUCCUCCUCAGCGAGUUGUCACGUCGACGUAUCCGCUCCAUCAACAAGCUCAUCCGCAUAGGCCGCAACGAGUGUGUGGUCGUCAUCCGAGUAGACAAAGAGAAAGGAUAUAUUGAUUUAUCAAAAAGAAGAGUUUCACCAGAGGAGGCCAUCAAGUGUGAAGAUAAAUUCACCAAAUCUAAAACUGUGUACAGCAUCCUGCGGCACGUGGCAGAGGUGCUGGACUACAGUAAAGACGAGCAGCUAGAGAGCUUGUACCAGCGCACCGCCUGGGUCUUUGAUGAGAAGUACAAGCGGCCAGGAUACGGAGCUUAUGAUGUCUUCAAACAGGCUGUAUCAGACCCCGCCAUUCUGGAUGGCCUGGACUUAACAGAAGAAGAGAGGAACGUGCUGAUCGAUAACAUCAACAGGCGACUCACUCCACAGGCUGUCAAGAUCAGAGCAGACAUUGAAGUGGCAUGCUACGGGUAUGAGGGGAUUGAUGCAGUGAAGGAAGCUCUGAGGGCCGGACUCGGCUGCUCUACAGAGGCCAUGCCCAUCAAGAUCAACCUGAUCGCUCCUCCACGCUACGUGAUGACAACGACCACUCUGGAGCGUACCGAGGGUCUGUCUGUCCUCAACCAGGCCAUGGCUGCUAUCAAGGAGAAGAUCGAGGAGAAGAGGGGCGUCUUUAACAUCCAGAUGGAGCCCAAGGUGGUGACAGACACGGAUGAGACAGAGCUUGCCCGGCAGCUGGAGAGGCUAGAGAGGGAGAACGCAGAGGUGGACGGAGACGACGACGCCGAGGAGAUGGAGGCCAAAGCGGAGGACUAGCCGGUCCUCGGGGGGAAUGCUGGUGGGGGAACAACAUCACAGGAGAAAAUGUGGACAGAUCUGGCCGCAGUCAGUCCAACAGAUGAUAACUUUCACAUUGCAAACAUUAACUGACGUCAAUAGUUCAUUGGCAAACGUCCCGGUUUGUCUGAGAAGACAGUCCAACAAAAAGCUGUCUUCUUCCAGGAAGCUUAAAUUACAAAUUACACAUCAAUAUAGUUUCUAUUUUUAAGUACCCCAAUUUGAAUACAUAACGCUAAAACAUCAGCAGCUGUUUACAAGCAGUGGCCUUCACUUACCUCUUGCUUAAGAGCCCAGUGUCUUCAGUAUCCAUGGCACUUCAUCUCUGGCUGGAUGUGAGUGAUUUAAAGGGGAAACGUGCGUAGGCUCGUCUGUUUAAACACCAGUCAGUGGUGACUUUAUGUGCUGUUUCUCUUCCAGUUUAAGGGUUUUUAUUGGCAAGAUUUGCGCUUGUUCAGCUCACAUGGCAUCAAUAAAGUUCUGGAAGUUUUGAUCUCAA